This is a messenger RNA of Coffea arabica (coffee), 2431 nucleotides long. RefSeq names its product probable protein phosphatase 2C 58. Gene Ontology annotation, biological process: protein dephosphorylation. The record is from RefSeq and is a predicted model, not a curated record. Gene Ontology annotation, molecular function: protein serine/threonine phosphatase activity. Lineage: Eukaryota; Viridiplantae; Streptophyta; Magnoliopsida; Gentianales; Rubiaceae.
UGCAUUCAUUUGACUUCUUGACUAAAAUUCUUUCUUGAUUUUGCUAUCCCAGAUGUCCUUUCCGGGAUAUGUUUUGCUUUUGUUAAGUUGCUGAUCGCAUGUUUAUAAUGGCCAUGAUCGUUUGUCAUUUUAACUGUUUGUUAUAUCUGAUUUUGUAUGAGAAGUGUUAAUGGAUGUAGGCUUGGAUUAUUGACUGAUUUUGUAAUGGAGGGGGAUGACGAAGUUGUGGGAUUUUUGCUAAAGUUCCAAUCGAUCUUGAAAAGUCAAGAUUUGUUGGAGAAGAGAGGCAUGGAUUUUGUUCAAUUCGUUCAUACCAGAAACUUGGAUACAGGAUUAUGCAAGUUUCGGACUUGGGAGUGAGGGAUCAAGUUGUGGUUAGUUCUAUACUUCGAAUUUGUUUGGAGAGGUAGAGGUAUUGGUUAUGUCAACCCUUUUAAUGGAGACUCCAGGCCAGGCCCCUGUGGAUUUCUUUAUUUUCUGUAAAUUUGCCUGAAUCUCUGGGUUUUACAAGUACCUUUUCCUCUUGAAUUCGGACAUGAGGGCAGUGUUACUUUCCCCCUGUUAGUGUAAGAGAAUAGAGAUUGUGGCAUCACUUUUGAACUAGAAGUCGGACCAUCUAGAUGCCAAUUUUGCUUUGCAAGAAGUAGCUGCACAUGAAAGAGAAUCCGUAGUUUUCAUUCUGAAAUCUGUCACACACACACAUUCAGAUACAAAAUGAUUAUGCCAGUAAAUGGUGUUUGUGAUCUUGGUUUGAAGCAUUGACUUGUGAUGUGAAUUGUCGACCACAGACUGGUAGAGAGUUGGUAUGAGAAAAUGAACCACCUGUCCUGCUUUGUUGCCUGUGUGCUCAUACUGAAAUGAGUGAUGUUAACCAAGAGCUUCGACUUGUUGGGAGGUAUAAUGUGAGAACAGAAUUACACCCCAACCAAGUUCACUAUUCUACAUUUUUUGUGUAUGUAUGUAUGUGUGUGUGUGUGUGUGUGUGUGUUGAAUUUAGGUACAAGAAUCAGCUUUGAUUGUAGGAUCUACAAAUUGACAAUAAUAAUUGGGAAAAGGGAAAUGAAAAUUUGACGAGAAUAACAGGGGGAAUGAAAAUGAAUACUCUAAACUUAAAACUUCCCUGCUGCAUUAACUUGCUACCUGUCUCUAAUCCUAGUAUGGAUCCAAACUUGGGAAUUGUGUUUCUUUGACUCCUGGUCGGCACUAGUGACAUGUGAUACGUACUAACUCCUAGUUUGGAAGUUAAUGCACCUGCAAUUCUUUAUUGAGAUUAUCUAAAUUCAUUGGGAAGUUAAGAGUACCGCUUGGAAGACAAAACUGUGGUCAGAAUAAGCAAGUAGACAACCAUAAUUCCCUUGAGGAUGAAGUUAGGAUGCCAGAGACGUCAUAACUAGACUUGAGCAUUAAGCACCAAGCUGAGGAUAGAGAUUUGGUUUCCUCUUGUGCAUUCUGGAUUAUACUUCAUAUUCAAAUAUAAGGAAAAAGCAUGCUUUGCCGCACCACCAUCACCUGAUGCAGGGAUAUGGAAAAGCAAAAUACCAAAACACGUCACUCAUGGCUAUUACCUGUUGAAGGGAAAAUCGAAUCGUCCCAUGGAAGAUUAUUUGGUUUCUGAGCUCAGGCGGUUAGACAAAAAUGAGUUGGGACUAUUUGCAAUAUUUGAUGGGCAUAUGGGAAAUGAUGUUCCAAAAUACUUGCAAUCCCACCUAUUUGACAAUAUUUUGAAAGAGCAUGACUUCUGGACUAAUACAGAAGAUGCAAUUAGAAGAGCCUAUCACAGAACCGAUAACAAUAUAUUAGAACAGUCAAAGAAAUUGGGGAGAGGUGGUUCAACUGCAGUGACUGCGAUCCUUAUUAAUUGUGAGAAGCUUGUAGUAGCAAAUGUUGGAGACUCUCGGGCAGUAAUACGCAAGAAAGGACUUGCCAAUCAACUAUCGGUUGAUCAUGAGCCAAGCAAGGAAAAGAAUAUUAUUGAGAGCAAGGGUGGCUUUGUAUCAAAUAUUCCUGGUGAUGUUCCUCGAGUUGAUGGACAGUUGGCAGUGGCUAGGGCUUUUGGAGACAAAAGCUUGAAGCAACAUCUUAGCUCUGAACCAGAUAUAAAAGUAGAGAUAAUUGACGAUGAUGUUGAAUUUGCUAUUUUGGCAAGUGAUGGAUUAUGGAAGGUAAUGUCAAAUCAAGAAGCUGUUGAUUUGAUCAAGGACAUAAAGGAUCCGAAUUCGGCAGCAAAACGUCUAACUGAGGAGGCCCUAUCUAGGAAAAGUAGAGAUGAUAUCUCUUGCAUAGUUGUGAGGUUUCAAUGAUUUCUAUUUCCUAAACAAAGUGAUGACUUAAAAGAGGUGAAAACGUAAUGUGUAACGCAAAACGCAAGUGUUCCAUUCAAAACACUAAUGUUUAUAGAUAAUAAUAAAACACCCCUUAAAACUAUUCCAUG